AUGAUCUAUUCCGUCCUGUCGUCCUCCUCUCACUCACCGCUGCACAUCCCGGCUACUUGCGGCACUUCUAUCGCUGAAGCCAGGAAGCACGGCUGUCACUUCGAUCCGAUGAGCUUCUCCUGGCUGCCCCCACGCUGCUACGAUGUCGAGCUCAGCGCGGAAUUCCUGCAGCGCAGCGACUGGGAAUGGUAUCUCGACGCAAAAGGAAUGUUGCCAGUGCCGCGUGAAACCGUGCUGGCCGGCGAGCAUGAGUCCCUGUACGUCUCGUGGGAGUACCAUCUUGUGCACUGCACAUAUGCUUGGCGUAAGAUGCACCGGGCAGUUAUGAUGCAGGUUCCGCUGGACGGGUAUAUCAGGCAAUACGCGCAUACCGAGCAUUGUGAGCGGAUGCUACUUCGGCAGGGGGUUGACUGGAAUACCACCAAUACCAUCAUCCAGACGAAAUUUGUGUCAUCCUCCUCCUUCUCCAUGCGCUUCUGGCUGUGGUCUGGCUCGCUGGAACGUAUUUCUUCACGGCCAACAGAUGCCCCAGCUUGCGGCAGCUGGAGUCCCGUGGCUAGCGCAAUCGAGUAUGAGGAUAUUGUCUUUGACUUGGGUGGAAUGGGAACGAGAGAACAUCCUGUCACUGAAUAUGAAGGGCCGCCAAAUGAGCAGAACAACCUGAAAUGGUAUGGGUUGAUCAAUGCCGGGAUCAUUGCCCUGGACGAUGAGAUGUACAAGAUCCUUGGCCAGACAACAGAGCCCUCCUCUGCAACAGAUGAUACACCACUAAUCCACCUUGAGGUGUUUCAUCAACUGCACUGUCUGAAUUCCUUGCGCAGGCUCAUUUAUAACACUUCAACUUUUGUCACUGGGGUGGGUGCGGAGAUGCAUGUUGACCACUGUAUCGACUAUCUUCGACAGACUAUUAUGUGCCAUUCUGACGUCACGCCAAUCACACACAUCCCCAAGCCUAGCCAUCACCAGCGUGGAGCCCCCUGGAUGCCCAACUUUGCUUCCAAACACACCUGCCGCAAUUUCUGGAAGAUCCACGAGUGGGCAACCAGGUAUAAUACUUCGGGCUGGACCAUUGAGGGGUAUCCCAAUCAAGGGGUGGCCCUGGCAGAAUGA
Messenger RNA from Penicilliopsis zonata CBS 506.65, 1110 nucleotides. RefSeq lists its product as hypothetical. Bases 1 to 1110 code for a protein of 369 amino acids. The record is from RefSeq and is a predicted model, not a curated record. Gene Ontology annotation, biological process: mycotoxin biosynthetic process. NCBI's taxonomy places the organism in Eukaryota, Fungi, Ascomycota, Eurotiomycetes, Eurotiales, Aspergillaceae. The transcript is spliced from 6 exons.